AAAUCAAAAAGACCAAAAACCACAUUCACGCCGACGCCAUCAAAGCUCCCGAACCUUUCCCAUCUUCCUUGUACUCCCUCCCACCUCUUCAGGUUCCGGUCGAAGCGAAUCCGGCUCCCGCCUAGGGUUAGGGUUAGGGUUUCGGGUCGGUGCCGUACCGUGGAGUCCGGAGCAGCUCGCUCGGCAGGGGGAUAAUGUACGCCGAUCGGGUGGAGGCCGAGGGCAAGAGGUCCGUCAGGGAGCGGCUCAACGGCAACUCCUACGCCGACUCCUCCAGGCGGCAUCAGAUCACCGGCAAGAGGCAGAGGCAAGACGAUAAGUGGGAACAUGAUCUUUACAACAAUGAUGAACAUCAGAUUUCAAAUCGCAGGGUCGAGGGCCGUGAUCUGCGUUUGAAGCUCCAGAGGAAGGGUCUACAGCCAGCAUCUCAAGGUGCAAAGGGGACUUUUUCCGGUGUGCGAGAUCUUCGUGAAAAGCUUUCUGGUGUAAUAAGUUCCCAACCAACAAGUAAUAACACAGCCAAACCAAAGUUGGCACCAGAGGCAACUAAACCUACCAGGAGAAGUGUUGUUGAAGCUCCUAUGCCAGAGACCAAAAAAGCUGUUAACCCAGUUCCGAACAAGAAACAGAAGGUUGGCGUGGAUGGUUUAUUGCGGUCUUUGGGUCUUGAAAAAUAUUCAAUUACAUUUCAAGCUGAAGAAGUGGACAUGACGGCUCUUUUACAUAUGGGUGAUGAGGAUCUCAAAGCUUUGGGAAUUCCAAUGGGUCCAAGGAAAAAGAUACUUUUGGCAUUGGAAUCUAAAGAUUAGUUCCCUUGGAUAAGGAUCCUUCGCUGAGAGGAUAAAGGGGAGAUGCGUACUUCUGUUUCUAUUUCAUAUUAGAUGUGAAGAACUGGAUGGCAUUGUCAAGUGCUCUGAUUUAAUGUAAUGAUGAUUCAUCAUUGCAGGUGUAAAGGUUAUACUUCUGCUUUAUUCUCGCUAUAUCCAUUAGCUAUUGUGUGGUUCGAUUAGGACAGGUGGUUGCAGUCAUCGGAGGUUGGAAAUUUUGCUCUGCAGUUGUGGAUGGCCAAAGACUCUUUAAGGGAAAGGUGGAAAACUGGAAACUAUACGACAGGGGGAGGCGUUUGGAUGUAAAUUUCAAUGCUGUGGUAUUUCAGGUUUAUGAGUAUGGGGUGAUCAAUUUUCUUUGUUCAGAACCAACUGCAACCAUGGUCUGUUUGGGGUCCUAUCUUUGCUUAUUCUUGGACAGGAGAUGUAAAUCCUUUGUAGCAACUUGGAUCCAUCGAUGUUUCUUUGGUUAAAAGCUGACCUGUUGAAUAUGAUUUUGACUGUCGAGCAGGAUUUUACAGUACAUCUCUCACAAGAGAUUUUUUA
This is a messenger RNA of Eucalyptus grandis, 1373 nucleotides long. RefSeq lists its product as uncharacterized. The coding region runs from base 195 to 809 and encodes 204 amino acids. The transcript has 7 exons. The record is from RefSeq and is a predicted model, not a curated record. Lineage: Eukaryota; Viridiplantae; Streptophyta; Magnoliopsida; Myrtales; Myrtaceae. Gene Ontology annotation, molecular function: protein binding.